AUGCAAAGUUUUGACCUCAUCAGAAUAUUUUUUUAUUAAUGUAAGAUCCAUGUUUCCUUUUAGUUUGAAAGGUCAAAAUUUGGUGGCAAACAUGUCAUGGCUGCAAAACCAAAUCUGAAUGUCCCUCGGAGAUCUCUGCAGCUGCAGGCACAGGAAGUGCCAGAUUCAGCUGUAGCCACCACUUCAACUGCUCAUCACCAUGGUCACCAGUCACCACGACUUCAACAAACCAUUUCUUCGUCGCCUGAUUUCUUUCUGGCUCCACCACCUGCAACAAAAUCCAUCAAAAAAACUGCUUCUGCUCCUGCUUCUCUAGCACCAGAUAUUUCUGUCACAAAGAAUCUGGUAAUUUUAUUUUUUUUGUGGAAUAUAGCUAUUAAUUUUUACAUAAUUAAAAGCUCUGAAUUUUUGGUAUCUUAUUUAAGCUUUCCCGUGUGUGUGUCUUUUACCAUAACAGGCCCCCUUUCAGUCAGACGAUCCAGCUGAACUGCCUUUGCUGUGGCCAAAAACAAUGCCACAAGAGGACCAUAGGUGGGUGUCAUCAACGCUAUUCAGAGUUGGUGCCAGUGGCAGGCUGGAGCUCCGCGACAACCUUCAGCUGUGGUAUCAUCCUCCUCCGCCUGUGCUGGUUUACAAUCAGGCCCCAACACCCCACAGAUUCUUCUCCCACUCACUCCUGCUGUGGAUGCCAUACAGGCUGUGGAAAGUCCGGCUGCUGUGCACUAACCCUACAUGCACUCAGCAUCAGCUUUCUAGCGGAGGUCUACACAGGAGGGUACGGCAGGUUAUUGAUAUUGACAGAUAUUAUAACCUGGUUACGGAGACUCUCAUCUGCACCAAGUGCAGAACCAGCUACCUGUCUUGGGGCCAGCAGAUCUUGCAACAGCUAGAUCUUCCACAUCGCUCCGAAUUCAGAGUUAUCCUUACAAGGAGGUACGCCUGCGACAUCAGAGUGAUUCGUCUCCUUCGAGAGCGAGGCUUGGGAAAUAGUUCAGCAAGACUAAUUGCCCAGCUAAAGCAAAAUCAUAGUGAGGAGUGGCUGCAGCGAGUUUCCCGUUACACAUCUGAAUGUGCUGCAUUCAUGGCCUCUCAAAGCCUGCUGCCCCUACACUUUCAAGAACCACCAAACCCCCCAGUCAUGCCCAGCUACAAGUGGCUUCUUGUUGUGUACAGCCGGGACAUCCUUAACAGUUUCGAGGCAGCCGUUGUGGCACCUCCAGUUGCCCUUUAUGUUGAUUGUGGCUGUUGCAAAGAGGCUGGAGCAACAAAACUUCAAGCCAGGUUCAACCAGUGGCCUAACCUGAUCAUCCGUUUGGACAUCUGGCAUUUUAUGCGCCGCCUGGCAGUUGGGGAGACAUUUCGGAGCUCAAAAAGGCUAAGCGGGCAGAACUGGUACAACAAGGAUGGCCUGUACCAACAGAAAGAGAGGUGGACCGCCACAUUACAAAGGAGGAGCUUGCGCUGCACUAUAGGAGAGAAACACGUGGAGAGGAGACAACCAUACACCUCCUUGAACAGCUUUUCACGGAGCUCAUGA
Oryzias melastigma (Indian medaka) is the source of this 1537-nucleotide messenger RNA. RefSeq lists its product as uncharacterized. The record is from RefSeq and is a predicted model, not a curated record. Bases 512 to 1537 code for a protein of 341 amino acids. The transcript has 5 exons. NCBI's taxonomy places the organism in Eukaryota, Metazoa, Chordata, Actinopteri, Beloniformes, Adrianichthyidae.